This is a messenger RNA of Cicer arietinum (chickpea), 1684 nucleotides long. RefSeq names its product DNA-repair protein XRCC1. NCBI's taxonomy places the organism in Eukaryota, Viridiplantae, Streptophyta, Magnoliopsida, Fabales, Fabaceae. Gene Ontology annotation, biological process: double-strand break repair via nonhomologous end joining; single strand break repair; base-excision repair. The record is from RefSeq and is a predicted model, not a curated record. Gene Ontology annotation, molecular function: damaged DNA binding.
GAAAUCUAUUAUAUUACUUGAGUCCACCAUUUCAGAAGCCAUAUUCACAUAACUCACUGAGAAACCUUCACAUUACAUUUCAUUUCAUUAUACCAAAAAUCAAACGCAGCGCCCAACCAAAUAAACACCAACAACCAAACUUAUCAAAUCAACCAAAGAGGUUUAGGUUUUUUCUACUGGAAUUUGGGUGUUUUUUCAAAUUUGGUACUUUACCACCCUUCAUGUAAUUAUUGUCAUGUCUGAUUUUAACAAAGGUUCCAAGAGAAACCUUCCAUCAUGGAUGAGUUCAAGAGAUAAUGAGGAUCAAAAUUGUGGAAAGAAACCAACUUUGAAUGGUGAAAGUGUGAAAUCAAGUGAAAUUGAGAGUUCCAAGAAAAAGACCAAAGUCCAAAUUGAAAAUGCUGGAAAAUCUUCUGUUUCUAAUUUGGAAUCUAAAGGAUUCAACAAGCUUCUGGAAGGUGUGGUUUUUGUGCUGUCAGGCUUUGUGAAUCCCGAGCGUGGAAUCUUGAGGUCACGGGCUAUGGAAAUGGGAGCAGAGUUUAAGCCUGAUUGGAACUCUAAUUGCACUCUUUUGGUUUGUGCAUUUCCUAAUACCCCCAAGUUUCGACAAGUUGAAGCUGAUUGCGGAACCAUUGUGUCCAAGGAUUGGAUACAAGAGUGUUACAACCAGAGGAAACUCGUCGAAAUUGAUAGUUACCUUAUGCAUGCUGGGAAACCAUGGCGCAAAGGAAGUAGGUCACAUGAAGUCGAUGAAGAACAAAAACCAUCUGUACCACACAAACCCCCAAAGCAUGUUGAACGAGAGCCUUCUAAGCCAACUACUUCCAUAAAAUCAAAGGGCAAAGACAUGGACAAUGCUAGGAAGUGCUUUGAGCCUUCUGAAGUGAAGAAGUGGGCUCUUGACGAUUUGAACAAAACAAUUCAGUGGUUGGAAAGUCAAGAAGAAAAGCCAGAUCCAAGUGAGAUAACAAAAAUAGCUGCAGAAGGGAUUCUGACUUGUUUGCAAGAUGCAAUAUGUUCUAUCGAGGAAAAACAGGACAUUGGGAAAGGAACUGAAGACUGGAAAUUCUUACCUCGAGUUGUAGAGGAGCUUGCAAAAUUGGAUGUUGCAGAAAACAAUAAGGCUUCAAUGUCAAAGGAAGAUAUUCACAAACAAGCAUUGGACUGUAAACGUAUUUACGAGGAGGAACUAAAUAGGUUAGAUCAUGAAUCGACAAAGAACUCAAAGAUAAAAGAACAGAAGAGCAAAAAGGGAAGAUCAAAUACUGCAUCUUCUUCUCGGGCAGUUGAUUAUGAUAGUGAUGAUACGAUCGAGAUGACAGAACAAGAAAUAGACCUUGCAUAUAAGACUUUAUCCUCUAACUUGUGUCACAUGUGAAUGCUGAUUGAACUUGUUUCUUUAGGGAUGAAAAGUAGCUAGCUUGAUUUACACAGUUUUUCAUUGCUUUCUACAGAAAAGGCUCAAGUCUGUUAGACUUGUCUCUGUUUAGAAUUAACUUCUUCACACUGUUUUUGUUAGUCUUACAUCUCAAGUUUAUUUUGCUGCUUCCAUAUAUAGCACUACUUUUCUCCACAGAUUCCACUUAGGGGUCGUUUGGAAUAGCAUUUUGGACUUACACACUUGCAGAAGUGUUUGGAAGAACUUGUGAAUAUUACUUAUGAUAUAUGUUUAUAAGCUUCUCUA